This is a messenger RNA of Quercus robur (English oak), 1535 nucleotides long. RefSeq lists its product as uncharacterized. The transcript is spliced from 11 exons. The coding region runs from base 287 to 1351 and encodes 354 amino acids. Gene Ontology annotation, cellular component: membrane. The record is from RefSeq and is a predicted model, not a curated record. NCBI's taxonomy places the organism in Eukaryota, Viridiplantae, Streptophyta, Magnoliopsida, Fagales, Fagaceae.
UUUGUAGAGAGUACAAGACUUGUAGAAAUGAAAAGGAGCUGUGCGUAAUGGUAUCUACCUCCAGACUCCAGUUCCAGCACCAGUUUGAGGAGGAUGUGAAUCUCUCUUUCCCACAACCAGAAAGAACAAAACAAAUGGGAGAGAGUGCGUGAAAACUGAAAAAGAGCUGCCUGUUCCUGGGUUUCUCUGCUAAUCUCCAAUUUGAAUUACAAUAACUCUCAGCAGUUAAUAUUUCUAAAGAAUUAAAAAAAAAGGGGAGGAAAUCAAAGAGAAGAGAAGAGAAGAGAUGGGGGAAUCGGAAUCGGCAAAGAAACUGGAGGAAGAAGUAGGAAGAGUGGUGGAGCAGGCGAAGGAGCUUCAGGACUCCGCAUCGUCUUUCAUUUCUAAGGCCUCCUCCGACGACCAAUCUCUCCGUAACCGUGUCGUUUCCCUCGACUCUUCCAUUCGUCGCCUCCGCUCCCUCCUCUCUCAUAACCACCACCUUCUCGAUCCCAAGUUAGUAGACAAGCUCGAAGAAGAUUUACAGAGAGCAAGGUGUAUCAUGGUUGAUGGAGACGCCGCUUCUUUCCUUCCUCCCAAAACUCAAGGGAGAUUUUUGAAGAUGUUUCUGGGUCCUAUAAAUGUUCGUGCCUCUCAAAAAGACGUUCAAUUAAAGGUUAAAGAGGAGUACAACAGUUACAGAGAUAGAACUGCCCUUCUGUUUCUCCUUUUCCCAUCAGUGCUUCUUAUUUUGAGGUCUUGGAUUUGGGAUGGAUGCUUGCCAGCUUUUCCCGUUCAGCUGUACCAGGCUUGGCUUUUGUUCCUCUACACUGGCUUGGCAUUGCGAGAAAACAUUUUGAGAGUGAACGGAAGCGAUAUUCGUCCAUGGUGGAUUUAUCAUCACUAUUGUGCUAUGCUUAUGGCCCUGGUUAGUCUCACCUGGGAGAUUAAAGGACAACCAAAUUGCGCCCGAAAGCAGAGAGGGGUUCAACUUUUCCUACAAUGGGCUAUGAUGCAAGGGGUUGCGAUGCUUUUACAAAAUAGAUAUCAACGCCAGAGACUCUAUACUCGUAUUGCAUUGGGAAAGGCUAAGAGGAUGGAUGUUGUCUGGGGAGAAACGGCCGGUGUGGAUGGCCAACUGUGGUUGUUGUGUCCCAUUCUUUUCAUUUUGCAGGGUUUUGAGGCAUAUGUUGGACUACUGUUACUCAAGACUGCAUUCAUUGGGGUUGUUUCUGAAUGGCAGGUAUUUUUUUGUGGGAUCCUUCUAGUUUUAAUGGCUGUUGGGAAUUUUACAAAUACAGUACAGACACUAAUGGCGAAGUCAAGGUUUAAGGCAAAGAUGAAAAGAAGUAAGAGCAAGCAGGAACUGUAACAGAUCAUCCCUAAUUAUCUUCUUCUUCCUAAAGCUUUUUGUAGGAUUCCAUUUUUGUAAUGCUUUUCUUGGUCUCAAUCCCAAACAUGCUUCUUGAAGCUAAGGCUGUAAAAAAUUGCUUCAUAAAUCUUCGUUUUAACUUCCCAUUAACCUAUAUAUGACGUAGCAUUGAUUUUUUUUUUUU